AUGUCCGGCAAGAUAACUCUCCCCACUGGCCUCCCCGAAAACGUCCAAGACUGGAAACGCUCUGAGGUGCUCGAGUUUCUUAAUAACAACAGAAUCCAAUAUGACCUCGACAACAAGGACAUUCAAGUCAUUGGAAACAACAAGGUCGCUGGCAUUGCCCUUCUCGCGCUGACUGAAGAGAAGCUUCGCAGCAUUGGGCUGACCUUUGAUGCUGGACAAAAGUGUAAAGGAGAUGCAGAAUUCGAUUGUCCUACAAAGAGGUAUCGGUGUAAUAUUUCAACUACUGGACCAAUACACCCAGAGGCCUCUACCUUAGUGCUUCCCUUUCUUGAGCGGGAUAUUUUCACACAGGUGAUAGAUGGGCUUUGUAAUGAAUGGAUAUCAUUCAUCAUUUAUGGUCCAUACCAAUCUGGCAAGACCACAUUCCUGCUUGCACUUGAAAGAGCACUUAAGGAUUCUAAUAUAGAACCUAUAUACUUUGAAAUGGCAGGAGCAAAGGGUAGUAUCAAGAAGUUUGGCUAUGCAGAUGGAUUUACUAGAUUUAUAUCAAAUCUCAUUUUUGGGAAAAUACUCUCACAAGAAGAAUUGUAUAAACAGAUCAUGGAAACGGAAAAACGGUUUAUCUUGCUUGUUGAUGAGUUACAGUACAUCUUUACAUCUGAUGACCUUCUCUCUGUAGGAAAAACUUUCUUCAGAAACAUCACAUCACAUAGUAAUAUUUCCUAUGUUGCUGCAGGCACUUUCAAGCUUACCGAUCUCAUGGACAAUACAAUGUAUAGUCUACCCAGGGAAAAUGAAAGGUUUGAAUCACUUUUUAACAGGGCCAAGUUCUGUAGGAUACCAUUCUUUAAUGUGCAAGAAAUGGGCAAGAUUUUUGAUUUAUAUAAUGAUAAAGUUGACCCAUAUCCAGUUCCUUUGGAUAUCAAGCUAAAUAUCAUCCAUGAGUCCUGUGGACAUCCUGCAUCUUUUAUGAUUCUUUUAAAGAUCUACAAUGAUAUUCUUCCAGCAACUUUACUUGAUUGGAAAGUGGUAAUGAAGCAGAAUAUUGUUGAAUAUAGCAAUGGAACUCACAUGAAAAUCAGAAAAUAUCUGUUAUUGAUGAGUGAUGAUCAAAAACAGCAUGUUCGCUCACUCACAAACAAUGGGAUAGAUAUUUGGACAGCAGAUUUGGGCCUUCUCAAUCAUUUAGAGAAAGAUUUGCUCAACUUUGGGAUCCUUGUGUCUCCCAAUGCACAAAGCAUUCGGUUUACAAGUUGUAUCAUCUUGUGUGUCUGCAUUGAAAAUCUCUGGCCACAAGCAAAAAUUUGUUUACUAGAGUCAGACCUGGUUUCUGCUGAAAACUUACUAAAAUAUGGAUUACAAAAUAUUUACCCCCCUAUGGUUGCACAUGAAUGGGUCCAAAACAAGGAGGGCCCUGCUGAAGCAAGUUUUCAGGCUGCACUUUAUUCCGUUUUCAAUGGCCUGCUUCCCACAAGUAUGAUGUGCUUGUUUGAAGUAAAUGCCCAUGGCAAAGAAAAGCUUGAUCUAUUGGUGGUCAAAGAUAGUGAGGGAUUGGAGAAAUGGGCUGGCUACAAACUAAAAGUCAAGAAGAUAUCAGAAUCUGAUUUUAAGGAACCUCUAAAACAAGCUAAAAAAUAUGCUGAUUAUUUUAAAAUGGACAUUCAUCUUGUCAACUUUUAUCUGGAGAAUGUUCACCCAGUAUUUCCAUCUAUUGCAUGCAUACCUGUAUUAAAUGUUGCAUGCAACAUGAAUUGCACAGAAUUUACAAUUCGUUCAUCUAAAGAGGAUAAGGGGAUCAAGGUUAACAAUAUUCACAAUAUAGUGAUAGAAUAG
Paraglomus brasilianum is the source of this 1833-nucleotide messenger RNA. NCBI's taxonomy places the organism in Eukaryota, Fungi, Glomeromycota, Glomeromycetes, Paraglomerales, Paraglomeraceae. The record is from the annotation of a GenBank genome assembly.